This is a messenger RNA of Helianthus annuus (common sunflower), 2903 nucleotides long. Its product is annotated as inactive leucine-rich repeat receptor-like serine/threonine-protein kinase At1g60630. Gene Ontology annotation, biological process: protein phosphorylation. NCBI's taxonomy places the organism in Eukaryota, Viridiplantae, Streptophyta, Magnoliopsida, Asterales, Asteraceae. Bases 772 to 2748 code for a protein of 658 amino acids. The transcript is spliced from 2 exons. The record is from RefSeq and is a predicted model, not a curated record. Gene Ontology annotation, molecular function: ATP binding; protein kinase activity; protein binding.
UAAGAAAUUUCAAGUUCCAUACAAACUACUCAUUCAAGAAUAAGGGGACAACAAAUAGCAAGAACACAUAUCUAACAUUUUGUUCAAGUGUUCAAGUGAGUGAUUGGUGGGCAUUUGCAUUGGAUCCCCUGUUUUCAUCUCUUCCAUAUAAACCUAUUUAGAUUACUAAUAUUAGUUACUCCAAGAUCUUAAUUUCCCAUUAAUUAAAAGCCUCUACUGACACCAAGAAAGCAGUGGGGUUUACCUCUGCAAAAUCACGUGUUCACUCACUUAACCAUUUGUCCGUGACUCUACUAACCAACAACUUCAACAACCACACACUAAUCUUUUUUGACUAUUUGUCUGCAUCAUCAACCCUGCAACUUCACCAAUAAUUGGUCUCAACUUCAUCCUUCCAUGUUGUUGUUAUCUUUCAAAGCUCAAAAAAUGUUACUUUCACACUAAAUCUCCAACACCCUUUUGAUAAAUUACAACUCUUCAUUUGUUACCGAAUCUUUCUUCCUUACUUCAACUAACUUCAAGAUUACAAAUCUUGAAUUUCAUCCAAGGGAGAUAUUCAAACUUUUCAAAGUAUAAGCCUCCAUACCCACUUUCAAGAUUACAAAUCUUGAAAAACCCAUGUGAAAUUUCAUUUCAAGAUUCAUAAAAAUGUCAAAAGUAACCAUUUUUCUUCAUCAAGAUCACAUUUUUACCAUGAGAAACUCCAAACCCACUUUCAUGAUUACAAAUCUUGAAAAACCCAUGUGAAAUUUCCUUUCAAGAUUCACAUAAAUGUCAAAAGUCACCAUUUUUCUUCAUCAAGAUUACAUUUUUACCAUGAGAAACUCCACACCCAUUUUCUUACUACUUUCACUAUUUUUCUUGUGUUUCCAAUGUGUAAUAAGUGGUGAUAAAGAAGCACUUUUGAGUUUAAAACAAUCCAUUGAUCCAUCAAACACUUUACAAUGGAAAGGAACUGAUUUUUGCAAAUGGGAAGGUGUUAAACAAUGCUUGAAAAACAGAGUAUCAAAACUUGUUCUUGAAAACAAGAACUUAACUGGCACAAUAGAUACAGAAAUCAUAUCCCAAUUGGAUCAAAUUCGAGUUUUGAGCUUCAAAAACAACUCAAUUUCCGGCCAAAUUCCCAAUCUUUCUCACUUAACCAAUCUUAAAUCACUAUUUCUUUCCCACAACAACUUUUCCGGCGAGUUUCCGGCGACUCUCACCACCCUCCACCGCCUCAAAACUAUCGUUCUCUCCGGUAACAAUCUUUCAGGCCCCAUUCCUGUAUCAAUCCUAAAUGUACAAAGACUAUAUGUUCUUUACUUAGAUGGUAAUAACUUCACCGGAAAAAUCCCACCUUUUGAUCAGUCUCGCCUGAGAUACUUAAAUCUUUCAAAUAACCAACUUUCCGGCGACAUUCCGGCCACCGGAACCUUGUCAAAGUUCAACUCAACCUCAUUCUCCGGUAAUGUUAACUUAUGUAGCAAUAUAUUAAAGAUUCCAUGUGGGACUUCUCCGGCGACUUCGGUAUUUCCGGCACCGGCGACCACCGGAAAAAAUCCCCGGCGUCAUCGGGUAACCGAGAUUAUAACAAUAAUCGCGUUUAUCGUUGGUGGGUUAUCAUUAUUAUGUGUUUUAAUCACAUUAUUAAUGUUGGUAUUAAAAAAAGGAAAAAAUAAUUUGACGGUGGUCGCCGGCAGGAAAGGGACACCGGCGGCGGGUGGCGUCGGUGGUGGUGGUGGUGAGGGGUGUGCAUGGGAUGAUGAGGGUGUUGGUGGUGGCGGGAUGGGGAAGUUGGUGUUUUGCGGCGGCGGAGGUGCGGCGGAGAUGAGUUACCGGUUGGAGGAUUUGUUGAGGGCGUCGGCGGAGACGAUGGGGAGAGGUACGGUGGGGAGUACGUAUAAGGCGGUGAUGGAGACCGGGUUUAUUGUGACGGUGAAACGGUUGAAGGAUGCCAGGUGGCUGAACGUGGAGGAGUUUUGUAGACACGUGGAGGUGAUCGGGAGGUUGAGGCAUAGGAAUUUGGUGGCGUUACGGGCGUAUUUUCAAGCUAGAGAGGAACGGUUGUUGGUGUUUGAUUAUUUUCCUAAUGGCAGCCUGUUUUCUCUUAUUCAUGGAUCCAAAACAUCAUCUGGUGGCAAACCUCUUCACUGGACUUCUUGCCUGAAAAUCGCGGAAGAUCUGGCUACCGGACUCCUCCACAUCCACGAAACUCCCGGCGGCCUUACCCACGGCAACAUAAAAUCGUCCAACGUUCUCCUGGGCUCCGACUUUGAAUCCUGCUUCACCGACUACGGCCUCAUUUCAUUAAAAAACCCCAACUCUAUCGACGAUUCAAGUGCAGCAUCCCUCUUCUACCGUGCCCCAGAAUGUCGCGACUUCAAAAACCCACCCUCCCAACAAGCGGACGUCUACAGCUUCGGUGUUCUUCUCUUGGAGCUCCUAACCGGGAAGGCUCCAUACCAAGACCUGGUUGCAGAACAUGGCUCAGACCUCCCUUCAUGGGUCAAGUCCAUAAGGCAUAAAGAAAUCGAGUCCAGUGGUGAACCCAUGUCUUCUGGCAAACUUGAAGCACUUUUGAACAUUGCAAUGGCUUGUGUCUUGGUGGCACCAGAGAACCGGCCGGUGAUGAAAGAAGUGUUGAGCAUGAUUAAAGAAACGAGAAUGGAACCGGCUCAUGUUUCUUUUAAUAGCAGUGAUCAUUCACCUGGAAGAUGGUCCGAUACGGUUCAAAGCUUGCCAAGAGAUGACCAACUAAGCAUAUGAUUGAAAAUGUUAGUUAAACUAACUUUGUAAGGGUCAAGAUCUACCUUAUGGUGUGUACUAAGUUCACAAACAAUAAAUGUCAAAGGUAGAGGUGUGAUUUAUGGGAUAGUUUAUGUAUUUUUAAUAAAUAGUUUUAUAAUCAUUUUUAAUACAUA